UGAGGUGUGCCUGCGUGCACACAUGUGUGCAAUAUACACUGUGCAUAUGAUGUCCAUUCGUGUGCACACAAGUGCACACACACUUACCUACAUACACAAUAUAUGGAUACCCAUACAUAUCAUACAAUGUGCAUGCCAUGUGAACACACACAAUGCACAUAGAUCUACAUGUGUGAACAUGCACAUAUGAAUCCAAUGUAAACACAUCCACAUAGCACACACUGCAGAGGUGCAUACGUGUACCUGGGUAUUCACACUACAUGCACACACGAAGUAAAUCCACACACACAUACAACCACACAGUGUCUGCACACACAACUGCGCUGCCAGCUUCAUGGCCACCCCAGGGCCUCCAUCCCCCAAGCUAACUGUCCCUGCUCUCCCUCCCCUGACAGCCAUGCACACAGCAACUUUCUUCUUCCCCACGGCCCCCUUCAUCCUCUUUGUCUUCGCGGCUUCCACCAUAUUUCACCUUCAGCAGCGGCUGGUGAAGAUGCAACCCUCGUGGGAGUUAGAGAUGCUGGAGUCAAAGAUGGUGGAGACUCCCUCCAGCCCCCCGCGGAAGGGCAUGUGGACAAUCAAUGCAAUAGGCCGCCUGGGGAACCAGAUGGGGGAGUACGCCACCCUGUACGCUUUGGCCAAGAUGAACGGGCGGCCGGCCUUCAUCCCGCCCCAGAUGCACAGCACUCUGGCCCCCAUCUUCAGAAUCACCCUCCCCGUCCUGCACGACACCACGGCCAGCAGGAUCCCCUGGCGGAACUACCACCUGAACGACUGGAUGGAGGACCAGUACCGCCACAUCCCGGGGGAGUACGUGCGCCUCACCGGCUACCCCUGCUCCUGGACCUUCUACCACCACCUGCACGCCGAGAUCCUCCAGGAGUUCACCCUGCACGACCACGUGCGGGAGGAGGCCCAGAAUUUUCUGCGGGGUCUGCAGGUGAAUGGGAGCCGGCCGAGCACCUUCGUAGGGGUCCACGUGCGCCGGGGGGACUACGUUCACGUUAUGCCCAACGUGUGGAAGGGCGUGGUCGCUGACCGGCGAUACCUAGAGCAGGCCCUGAACUGGUUCCGGACGCGCUACAGCACCCCCAUCUUUGUGGUCUCCAGCAACGGCAUGGCCUGGUGCCGGGAAAACAUUGAUGCCUCCCGUGGGGAUGUGGUGUUUGCCGGCAAUGGCAAUGAAGGCUCACCAGCCAAGGAUUUUGCACUGCUCGCGCAGUGUAACCACACCAUCAUGACCAUUGGGACAUUCGGGAUCUGGGCCGCCUACCUUGCAGGUGGAGAGACCAUAUACCUAGCCAAUUACACUCUCCCAGACUCUCCCUUCCUCAAAGUCUUUAAGCCCGAGGCAGCCUUCCUGCCAGAGUGGAUCGGAAUUGAGGCAGACCUGUCCCCACUACUCAAGCACUGAUGUUAGCUGGUCCUCUGGACCCCAUUCUCCUUUUUUGGCUCCCCCAAGGUCAGUGCCAAGGCAGGAGGAGCACAUUGUUACAUGUUCCAGGACACUUCCUCCUUGUAUCAGAAUGCUUCAGGCUGCAAGUAACAGAAGUCCCAAUGAACUUAUUUAAGUAACAUGUUCAUGAGUCUCACACAACAGGAGCAGAGGUGGCACAUCUCCUGGGUUAAUUUAACAGCUCAAGAACAUCAUCAGUGACCCCAGUUCCAUCCAUCUUGUUGAGCUGCUUAAUCUCUUAAAUUGGCUCCCUCGUGGUCCCAAGAUGGCUGCCACAUACCCAGGUGUCACACACAGACAGCCUCUUCCCAAGGCAGCAAAAAGAGGUUUGUUCUUAUCUUAGGUCCCUUUUGAAGAGUGUGGGAAGCCUUCCAAAACCUCAGCAAGUGGCCCUGUGUCUUAAUGACCAGAAGUGAGUCCCAUGCCCACAUGACUCCUUCCUUACAAAGCACGAUGAAUCAGACCCUGGACUUGACUUAGCCUCAGAUCAAGAAAUCUUUGCCCUCUGCAGCUGGGAAAUCAAUCAGCCUCCUCUGAAGGACACGGUUGUUUGCAGAAAGAAAAUUGGGGUGCUCGUAUCAAGGAAGAAGGGAAGAAUGGCUAUAGAGUGCAAAAUAGGGAAGCUCUGAGUUAUUGUGCAGGUAGGUCACUAAGCAAAGGCACCUGGCUAAGGAGUCAGGUGGGGCUUAAAUAGAGCCCACAGUCUUCUCUCCAAGCCGUGUGUUCUAGGGAUGGUGCCCACCCAGAGGGCUCACUUUUUUUUCUAGUUAGCCCACCCAGAAUAGAGACUUUUUUUUCCAGUCUUCACAAGAGAGCCAUCUUGGCUAGUAGUUGGGUGUGAAUCCAAGACCAUAUGCCCCACCUCUGCAACCCUGGGUUCUAGGGCCUCAGGUGAUUAUUGUUGAGAACUCAGAGACCAGCAUGGCUCAAUGAACUCGAGGAGAGUCCAUCAUCCUUGUAGUAACCAUGUGUGGUGUGAACCUAAUAGACAGGAUCCCUGCCCUCAAGGGCUGCAUUGACAAAACAUAGUGGCUUAAAAUGACAAUUUGUUAUUUCCCACAAUUCUGUGGGUCAGCUGGGUGAUUCUCUGCUCCAUUCUAAACUGGCCGAGUUCUCUCAAGCAACUACAUGUGAAGCUCAACUGGUGUAGGACAGGGUAACUUGGACUUACUCACAACAUGGCUUUUAAGUUGUUUGCUGGAACACUCACUCUUGGAGUCUUCAGUCAUCAGCAUGAUGUCAGAAGUCCAGCCAUCUGAAGCUGCCAUGCUGUGAGGACGCCCAAACCCAAUGAGAGUCCACAUGGAAGUACUCCGAUUAAGUCUUAGCUGAGGCCAGCUUCAAGUCACCCCAGCCCAGGCAUCAGAUAUGUGAGUGAAGAAGCUUCCAGAUGAUUCCACAGAAGUUCCAGUCAACCUAGCAUUUAGAGUGAUGCAGCUGAGGCACCUGAUACAUUGCAGAGAGAAACCAUAUCUGAAUUCUUGAUUCACAGAUUGUGUUGAGCAUAAUAAUGUGACUGUUUUAUGCCACUAAGUUUUGGGAAAGUCUGUUAUGCAGCCGUCAAUAACUGGAAUAAACUAAAACAAUUACUUUC
This is a messenger RNA of Camelus dromedarius (Arabian camel), 3050 nucleotides long. RefSeq names its product fucosyltransferase 2 (H blood group) (gene FUT2). Bases 335 to 1414 code for a protein of 359 amino acids. Gene Ontology annotation, biological process: carbohydrate metabolic process. The transcript has a single exon. Lineage: Eukaryota; Metazoa; Chordata; Mammalia; Artiodactyla; Camelidae. Gene Ontology annotation, molecular function: galactoside 2-alpha-L-fucosyltransferase activity. The record is from RefSeq and is a predicted model, not a curated record. Gene Ontology annotation, cellular component: membrane.